This is a messenger RNA of Funneliformis mosseae, 691 nucleotides long. The record is from the annotation of a GenBank genome assembly. Lineage: Eukaryota; Fungi; Glomeromycota; Glomeromycetes; Glomerales; Glomeraceae.
AUAAACAGGUAUCUGUUAACAAAAAGGCAUUUUACAAGAAAGAACAAAGGGAGAAAUUCAUUUGGGAAGCGUCUGAGGAUUCAAGUACCAAAUGUUUUAAUACUAUGGGUGAGCUGGGCUCAAAUUCUUUGGAUGUUUGCCUAAAGCAAUCAGUACGAAGCUAUGAUUUCUCAGCAGUAAAAAUGGAGACAACAUUUUCUCUUUUGUAUGAGAAACUUCUCGAUGCUGAGGACUUUGCUGAUCGUGUAGUCCAAGAGGUCAUUAUAUAUUACUGUCAAUUUGGAAAAGCUCUUAUCCAGAGACGAAGUGAAAUAGCGUCUAAAAAACAAGUUGAUCCAGAAUCCAAUGCUGUCAGUAGAAUUUUAAAUAUGAAAGUUAGAGCUCAGCUUCCUGCAGAUACUUCUGAUGCACUUUUAUGGAAAAGAAUCGAGCAGGCCAAGAAACUCUGGAAGCUUUUUGAUGCAAUAAGCAUGGAUAAAAUUUAUCGGAUACAUUCAUUCUCUGUUAGCAGUAUUUCAAAAAUGACGUAUAAAGACAUUCAGUAUAUCAUAGAUAAUAUGCCAGUUGACUACAGCAUUAAGAUAGAAUCGUCCACCUGUGCUCAGCCGAAAGACACUUUGUUAAGUGAUGAGAAAAAUUCUGAAUUGUCACAUCCUGAUAUCGGUUCAGAAAGUGAUAAGAAAAAUUCUGA